CUUUACUUGCAGAAGCUGCCCACCGCACUGACACACAGUGCGACGAACACGAAGCGCUCGCCGGUGAUCCCAAAGCCGGUGGCUGUCGUUCCCCUGAUUCCGAAUCACUUCCUUUUCUAGCAUAUAUCCAAAUUUGUAUAAGGAACUCCAAAUGCAAGUUCUGUGACCUUCUUUCUGGGCCUAGUCCUCCCAAUAAACCCUCUCACGAACGAAACCCGAAACUGACAACCAGAAGGUAUAGCCGGGGCCUGGUUCCAUUGGCUGGUGUAUGAUGGGAUUUUGCAUAUGCCCGUUGGAGACUCCGGCCAGGUUGCUCUGGACCACAAGCUUCUUCCGCCAUAAGCUAAUGAUCUUUUAGGUAAAUACUGUAAAACCAAAUCGACUGAUACAUAAAUUAUAGACAAACAAGACAAAGCAAGUCUCUAGUAAUUUUGUCCCCAUAUCUCGCGGUUGUCGACGACGGUUUCGGUGGAGAUAUCUCACCCUCGGGAGAACAGAUUAGAAAUCAGAACUAUGGAGUCCGGCAGUCUUUUCUUCGAGUCUUCCGCUUGCCGCGGGACGAUGCUGUUCCUCCGAAAUGGUGACAUCAGAUUUGGAGGAAGUUCGAUGAUGAGCUCGGAUGAAACCUCAAAGAAACGACCUUUCUUCAGCUCACCGGAGGAACUGUUAGACGAGGAAUAUUAUGAUGAGCAGCUGCCAGAGAAGAAGCGUCGUCUCACUCCCGAGCAGGUUCAUCUGUUGGAGAAAAGCUUUGAGGCAGAGAACAAACUGGAGCCAGUAAGGAAGAGCCAGUUGGCCACUAAGCUGGGAUUGCAGCCAAGGCAGGUCGCCGUUUGGUUUCAGAACCGCAGGGCUCGUUGGAAGACCAAGCAACUUGAAAGGGAUUUUGAUACUCUCAAGUCUUCCUACGACUCGCUCCUUUUAAAAUACGAAUUCACUGCGAAGGAGAAUGAAAAGCUUAAAUCUGAGGUGGUAUCACUGAAUGAGAAGCUUCAAGCAAAGGAUGAGCCUGGAGGACCAAUAUUUAAUCAAAAAAUUGACCCUCUUCCAGCGGAUACGGAUCAAUUUUCAGCGCUACCAUUCAGCAUGAGGGUGGAGGAUCGACUGAGCACGGGGAGUGGUGGAAGCGCAGUUGUGGACAGGGAUAGCUCACAGCUUGUUGUGGACAGUGUUGAUUCAUACUUUCCUGCUGACAGUUAUACUGGAUACAUUGCCUGUGUCAAUGGGGUUCAAUCGGAGGACGAUGAUGGGAGUGAUGAUGGACGGAGCUACUUCUCAGAUGCGUUUGUGGCCUCUGAAUUACAUGCCCAAAACCACGAGCCUGGCGACGCAUUGGGUUGGUGGGUGUGGUCUUAAAAACUACUUAUCGGAGACAAUAACAUGUGGUGUCUAUUUACCAAAUUAACCCCCCCAAAAAAAAAAGGCUGUAAUUUGCCGUAGUUGUGUGUUUACUUGAGUUGCUUGAUCGAGAAGAUUUGUAUUGUAGGGGAAAGAAUAGCAAAACUUCCGGUUUGGUAGAGUAGAUUCCGGGGAGAGGAACCUCUCCAUUUCUUUCUUUUUAUUAUGAAUGGUUGAGAUGGGGGAAGUGGAGAGAAAAAAAUGAAGAGAUCCUCCACCCAUUCUGGAGCUGGGAGACGAUGGGUCUAAGUAGAGUUUAAUAAAUAAUGCUCGGUAAUGUAGUCAAUACUCAGUAUGUCAAGUGUUGUACUUGUACAAGGCCAAUAAAGAUAUCCAUGUAUCUGGACCUAGUUCGUGACUUUAAUGCUAUAAAGUUCCGGCCGCAUUGUGUUUUAGUUGAA
Molecule: messenger RNA, 1799 nt
Organism: Prosopis cineraria
Lineage: Eukaryota; Viridiplantae; Streptophyta; Magnoliopsida; Fabales; Fabaceae
Product: homeobox-leucine zipper protein HAT5-like
Exons: 4
Coding region: 514-1356 (280 amino acids)
Biological process (GO): positive regulation of DNA-templated transcription
Cellular component (GO): nucleus
Molecular function (GO): sequence-specific DNA binding; DNA-binding transcription factor activity, RNA polymerase II-specific
Source: RefSeq, a predicted model, not a curated record